GUUCCGCUGAGGCGUGGUAGGAAGUGGUAACCGUCAAUCACGAGGGGGAGACUCCAAACACUGAGCCUUGAGCUGGAGCGCAGCGUUUACCGGCGGGGCGGCCGGUUUUGUGAAUGAAGCAAUGGCUACAGAAUCCCCCAGAAGACCCAGUCGUUGUACUGGUGGAGUUGUGGUUCGCCCUCAGGCUGUCACGGAGCAGUCCUACAUGGAAAGUGUCGUGACUUUUCUACAAGAUGUUGUGCCUCAGGCUUACAGUGGAACACCUCUAACAGAAGAAAAGGAGAAAAUAGUCUGGGUCAGAUUUGAAAAUGCAGAUUUAAAUGAUACAUCAAGAAAUCUGGAAUUUCAUGAAAUUCAUAGCACGGGGAACGAGCCGCCUUUGCUGAUUAUGAUUGGCUACAGUGAUGGAAUGCAGGUCUGGAGCAUCCCUAUCAGUGGGGAAGCACAGGAGCUUUUUUCUGUUCGACAUGGCCCAAUUCGAGCGGCUAGAAUCUUGCCUGCUCCACAGUUUGGUGCUCAAAAGUGUGACAACUUUGCUGAAAAAAGGCCCCUCCUUGGUGUUUGUAAGAGCACUGGAUCUUCUGGCACAAGUCCACCUUACUGUUGUGUGGAUUUAUAUUCACUUCGUACUGGGGAGAUGGUCAAGUCCAUUCAGUUUAAAACGCCCAUCUAUGAUCUCCAUUGCAACAAAAGGAUCCUUGUCGUAGUAUUGCAGGAGAAAAUUGCUGCCUUUGAUAGCUGUACUUUCACGAAAAAAUUUUUUGUCACAAGCUGCUACCCUUGUCCCGGACCCAACAUGAAUCCUAUUGCUCUUGGGAGUCGCUGGCUUGCCUAUGCAGAAAACAAGUUAAUUCGAUGUCAUCAGUCCCGUGGUGGAGCCUGUGGAGACAACGUUCAGUCUUACACUGCCACAGUCAUUAGUGCUGCUAAAACACUGAAAACUGGCUUGACAAUGGUUGGGAAAGUGGUGACCCAGCUGACGGGCACGCUCCCUUCAGGUGUGACAGAAGAUGAUGUUGCCAUCCAUAGUAAUUCAAGGCGGAGUCCUCUGGUCCCAGGAAUCAUCACAGUGAUCGACACUGAAACAGUUGGAGAGGGCCAGGUGCUUCUGAGCGAGGAUUCUGACAGUGAUGGCAUCGUGGCCCAUUUCCCUGCUCAUGAAAAACCAGUGUGCUGUAUGGCUUUUAAUACAAGUGGAAUGCUUCUAGUCACAACAGAUACCCUUGGCCAUGACUUCCACGUCUUCCAAAUUUUGACUCAUCCUUGGUCCUCAUCACAAAGUGCUGUCCAUCAUUUAUAUACUCUUCACAGGGGAGAAACUGAAGCCAAAGUGCAAGACAUAUGCUUCAGCCAUGACUGUCGCUGGGUUGUGGUCAGUACACUCCGGGGCACUUCCCAUGUUUUCCCAAUCAACCCUUAUGGUGGCCAGCCUUGUGUUCGAACACAUAUGUCACCACGAGUCGUGAAUCGUAUGAGCCGUUUCCAGAAGAGCGCUGGGCUGGAAGAGAUUGAACAGGAACUGACGUCUAAGCAAGGAGGUCGCUGUAGCCCUGUUCCAGGUCUAUCCAGCAGCCCCUCUGGAUCCCCUCUGCAUGGGAAGCUCAACAGCCAAGACUCCUACAAUAAUUUUGCCAACAACAACCCUGGCAACCCUCGACUCUCUCCUCUCCCCAGCCUGAUGGUGUUGAUGCCUCUCGCCCAAAUCAAGCAGCCAAUGACACUUGGUACCAUCACCAAACGAACAGGGCCUUAUCUGUUUGGAGCGGGGUGUUUUUCCAUAAAAGCUCCAUGCAAAGUUAAACCGCCUCCACAAAUUUCACCAAGCAAAUCAAUGGGCGGAGAAUUUUGUGUGGCAGCAACGUUUGGGACAUCCCGAUCGUGGUUUGCAAAUAAUGCAGGUCUGAAAAGAGAAAAAGAUCAGUCCAAACAAGUUGUAGUUGAAUCCCUCUACAUUAUUAGCUGCUAUGGGACCUUAGUGGAGCACGUGAUGGAGCCACGACCACUAAGCACCGCCCCCAAGAUCAGUGAUGACACCCCACUGGAAAUGAUGACAUCUCCUCGAGCCAGCUGGACUCUGGUUAGAACUCCUCAGUGGAAUGAAUUGCAGCCACCAUUUAAUGCAAACCACCCUCUGCUCCUCGCUGCAGACGCAGUACAGUAUUACCAGUUCCUGCUUGCUGGCUUGGUUCCCCCUGGAAGUCCUGGGCCCAUUACUCGGCACGGGUCCUAUGACAGUUUAGCGUCUGACCAUAGUGGACAGGAAGAUGAAGAGUGGCUGUCUCAGGUAGAAAUUGUAACGCAUACCGGACCCCACAGACGUCUGUGGAUGGGUCCACAGUUUCAGUUCAAAACCAUCCAUCCCUCAGGCCAAACCACAGUCAUAUCAUCCAGUUCAUCUGUGUUGCAGUCUCAUGGUCCAAGUGACACUCCACAGCCCCUUUCGGAUUUUGAUACAGAUGAUCUUGACCUCAACAGUCUCAGGAUCCAGCCAGUCCGCUCUGACCCAGUCAGCAUGCCAGGGUCAUCCCGUCCAGUGUCUGAUCGAAGGGGAAUUUCCACCGUGAUUGAUGCUGCCUCAGGUACCUUCGACCGGAGCGUGACCCUGCUGGAGGUGUGCGGGAGCUGGCCAGAGGGCUUUGGGCUGCGGCACAUGGCCUCCAUGGAGCACACUGAGGAGGGCCUGCGGGAGCGGCUGGCCGACGCCAUGGCUGAGUCCCCGAGCCGGGACGUAGUGGGACCCGGAACAGACACAGCCCUUGACGUAGCAGUAAAAACCACCACCCCUGAGAGACACGUGGCUGUGAAGUGUGUUGAGCUCCAGCGAGAGGGAAGCAUCGAGACUCUGAGUAACAGCUCGGGCUCCACCAGCGGCAGCAUCCCGAGGAACUUCGAUGGCUACCGAUCUCCGCUGCCCACCAACGAGAGCCAGCCCCUCAGCCUCUUCCCUACCAGCUUCCCGUAGGUCCCAGCAGCCUGCUUCAGGCUGGCCGGCCCACUCUCCUGCCGGAGGGAGAGGGAGACGCCCCCCCCCCCCCCUCGUCUGCUCCUACCCUUCAGACUCCGCUCCUCUUUGAACCCACCACCUUUCCCAAGCUUCGUGAUGACAGCCGCCCAGCCUCCUGGAUCGAGAAGAGACCCUUCUCCAAAGCACCUCUGCCCGCGCUGACCUCUGCCCCCGUCGUGGGGCAGGCCGCGGCCGAGACUCUGCAGAAGCUCCGUCCCCGCCUCCAUUUGCACAUGACGUCCCGCGUCGAACCGCUUUUGUAUUUUCUAACUCA
Molecule: messenger RNA, 3278 nt
Organism: Budorcas taxicolor (takin)
Lineage: Eukaryota; Metazoa; Chordata; Mammalia; Artiodactyla; Bovidae
Gene: BCAS3
Product: BCAS3 microtubule associated cell migration factor
Exons: 26
Coding region: 122-2962 (946 amino acids)
Biological process (GO): response to starvation; autophagy
Cellular component (GO): cytoplasm
Molecular function (GO): protein binding
Source: RefSeq, a predicted model, not a curated record